CCCUCGUCUAUAAUCUCCACUGGUUCACCUAAACCCUAACCACAACCUCCACACUCCAUGGAAAACGAAACCCUUACGGACUCGUCGCCGGCGGCGACUGCGACGGAGCAGCCGGAGGCUCCAGUACAACAGUCUUCAUCGAACAUCGAUUACGGUGAAGUAAAUCAACCAUUUAGAACUCCAGAGGAGUUAGUAGCUAAAGCCAUAGCUCCUGUGAAGAGAGAGUAUAUUCGCCCUCCACCUUCUAGACCUUCAAACAACAACAACAACAACGGCGCCGUUGGAGUCGAAAACGACGAUGCAGCUGAGGUCAAAAGCGCUCCUAUUCUUAAGGAGAAGAAAUCCAAACGCCAAAUUAAACGUGAACGCCGUCAGGAACAAAAAUCACCAUUGCAUAUCUGUCCCGAGGUGGCCAAAACUGGAAAAGUUAGUGCGUGCCCUUAUAGUGACAAAUGUCGGUUUAGUCAUGACUUGGAAGCUUUUAAAGCUGAGAAACCAGCUGAUAUAGAGGGUAGUUGCCCUUUUCUGGUUUAUGAAGGGCCAUGCCCUUAUGGAUUGGCUUGUAGGUUUGCAGGGACCCACGAAGAUGAUGUUUCAGCUCAAACUGAGAAGAUAUCUAGGAAGAGUUCUGAACUAAAUUUUUUUAAUAAGGACACUCAGAAACUUCUGUGGAAAAACAAAAUGAAGUUUCCGAAGGCUGAAGCUACUCUCAAACUUCUUGGACUUGAGGGCCAUCCAAAAGAUAAAAUAUUGGUUGAUAAAGAGGAAAAUGGCGAAGUUGUGCCAAAAGAGCCAGCCACUGAUACCAAAACAGACAGCAAUGAAGCUGCUAGUGACUGCUCUAAUAAAGUGGAGAUCACUCCUUCCAUUUCACCAGAAGAUGAUGUAGUUGAAAAUAAUAUGGCUGAUGAUAUUAGACCUUUAAAGAAGGCAAAAUCAUCAAUCGAUGAAAUUUGUUCCUCCCAAGCUAGCAAUGGUUCAAGUGUCCAGGGGGAAGUUCUUGACAGCAAUUGUGACGUGAAUAAAUCAGACCCAACUGCUGGCAUGGUUACCGAUUCUGAUAAAAGCCUAAAAUUGCACCCCCGUGAAAAAAAGCUUAUUGAUUUUCGAGAUAAGCUCUAUCUUGCGCCUUUGACCACAGUUGGGAAUCUGCCUUUUCGGAGAGUUUGCAAGGUGCUAGGAGCUGAUGUAACAUCUGGUGAGAUGGCAAUGUGCACAAAUCUUUUGCAGGGCCAAGCAUCUGAGUGGGCACUGCUGAGACGGCAUUCGUCCGAGAAUUUGUUUGGUGUUCAGAUUUGUGGAGCUUAUCCAGACACUGUUACAAAGACAGUUGAGCUUAUAGAACAAGAAUGCUCUGUGGAUUUCAUUGAUAUUAACAUGGGAUGCCCGAUUGAUAUUGUAGUUAACAAGGGUGCUGGAUCAGCUCUUCUUACAAAACCAAUGCGGAUGAAGAGUGUAGUAAAAGCUGCUUCGGCAACAGUUGAUAUACCAGUAACUAUCAAGGUAAGAACUGCUUAUUUUGAGGGGAAGAAUCGCAUUGAUUCUCUCAUAGCAGAUAUUGGUAAUUGGGGUGCAACUGCAGUUACCAUACAUGGUAGAUCACGUCAACAGCGAUAUAGUAAACUUGCUGACUGGGAUUACAUCUACCAAUGUGUACAAAGGGCCCCCAAGUCUUUACAAGUCCUUGGAAACGGUGAUGUAUUUUCUUAUUUAGACUGGAACAAGCACAAAACUGACUCCCCUGAGCUUUCCACAUGUAUGAUCGCCCGAGGUGCAUUGAUAAAGCCGUGGAUAUUUACCGAAAUCAAGGAACAGAGGCACUGGGACAUUACAUCUGGGGAGCGGCUAGAUAUCUUGAAGGAUUAUGCACGAUUUGGCCUUGAACACUGGGGUUCUGAUUCAAAAGGAGUGGAGACGACCAGGCACUUUUUGUUGGAGUGGCUUAGUUACACAUGUCGGUAUGUUCCAGUUGGCCUGUUAGAAAUUAUCCCACAAAGAAUAAAUUGGCGACCACCCUCAUACUACGGUAGGGAUGACCUUGAGACACUAAUGGCCUCUGAUUCUGCUGCAGACUGGAUAAGGAUAUCCGAAAUGUUACUAGGCAAGGUUCCUGCUGGCUUUUCGUUUGCACCAAAGCACAAGUCCAAUGCUUAUGACAGAGCAGAGAAUGGCUAAUAUCAUUUUUUCGCUGUUGCUGUUGGUCUGAUACUAAUUUUUGCUGCACCUCAGCAAGGACGGCUCCACCCGUAGGCCAAUAAAGCUCUUGCUUUAGGCCCCAAAAAAUCAAGGCCCCAAAAAUUAUUUCUAUUGGAUAGUAUAAAAUAUGUAAUUCAAAUAAUUAUUACAGUGUUUAUUCAUGAUAAGUAAGUUUCUUUAACCAUUUGUUAUCCGCUGGUUACCAAUAAUUAAUCACAUAAUUCUUACUUUAUACCAUUUUCAGGGAUUUGGUUGAGAUAAUUAUAGAUGAAUGUGGUAUUAAACUGUC
Messenger RNA from Nicotiana attenuata, 2485 nucleotides. Its product is annotated as tRNA-dihydrouridine(47) synthase [NAD(P)(+)]-like. The coding region runs from base 58 to 2175 and encodes 705 amino acids. The transcript has 10 exons. The record is from RefSeq and is a predicted model, not a curated record. Gene Ontology annotation, biological process: tRNA processing. NCBI's taxonomy places the organism in Eukaryota, Viridiplantae, Streptophyta, Magnoliopsida, Solanales, Solanaceae. Gene Ontology annotation, molecular function: metal ion binding; RNA binding; tRNA dihydrouridine synthase activity.